AAGGAAACAAGCGCUCCGCAAGGAUAGGCAAGUCAUCGUUUUCUCCCUGUUGAAAACUGCGACUCAUUUUUCCCCAAGUAGGAAAGCGUAGGCACAACGUUUUUGACCACCCAAAAUAAACAAAGACCCCAUUUUUAUUUUUAUUUUUAUAAUAAACCUCCUCCAUUUUUCUCUCCAUUUUUUUUUGAGAUUUCCCUGAAACAAGAUGAUCGGAUCUGGUCUGUUUGGGACAACAUUUUUAACACUGGACGGCGGCGAGAUCAAGAACUUGAUCAUCGUGUGGUCGACCGUCGUGGCUUCUCUGUGUUAUUGCCACGCCGCCGCCAAUUUCCUCCCACCCAAACACGCCCUAACAAGAGCCCUAGCCAUUCUCCCCAUUGUCUCCCUCUUCUUCCUCCUCCCUUUCAACCUCACCUCUGUAACUCUUGGCACACCCUCCUGUUUCUUCAUUGCUUGGUUAGCAAGCUUCAAACUCUUCCUUUUUGCCCUUGGCCUUGGCCCUUUGGCCUCCUCCCCUCCCCUCCCCCUCUCCUCCUUCAUCCCCCUGGCUUGCUUGCCCAUCAAGUUUCGAAAACCCGUCACCGUUAGUGCAUCUGGGUCAACGGUUCUUGCUGCGGGGACAAACGUUGAUCCGGGAUCGGAUAAAACCCGGAAGUCUUCUUUGGUCGGCCGUGCCGUGAAAUUCGUGCUCUUGGCGGUGUUGAUCCGCGGGUACGGGUGCCGGGAACGGAUGCACCCGAAGGUGGUGCUCGUCUUGUACGGCCUCCACAUUUACUUCGUCCUGGAGCUGGCGCUGGUCGCAGUGGGGUAUGUGGCGGGGAGAGUGUCGGGUGUCGAGCUGGACCCGCCAUUCGACGAGCCACACCUCGCCACCUCGCUCCAGGACUUCUGGGGGAGGAGGUGGAACUUGAUGGUGACCAACAUCAUGCGCCCCGCGGUGUACGACCCGGUCCGGGCCGCGUGGGCCCGCAUCGUGCCGGGGCGGUGGGCCCGGCUCGCGGCGGUAAUGGCGACCUUCCUUGUCUCGGGGGUCAUGCACGAGUUCGUGUUCUACCACAUGGGGAGGGAGAAGCCGAGCGGCGAGGCGUUGUGCUUCUUCCUCCUGCAUGGGGCGUGUUUGGGUGUGGAGAUUUGGAUCAAGAAAUCCCUAGUUGGGAAAUUCAAGCUUCCUGGUUAUGUGUCAGGGCCUUUAGUAUUGUCAUUUUUAAUGGUUACUAGUUUUUGGCUAUUUUUCCCACCAAUGCUGAAGAAUAAGGUUGAUGUGAAAGCAUGCAAUGAGUGUCUUGCAUUCAUUGAGACUCUCAAGCAUCAUAAAUUAGUUAGUCCAAAUAAUAUUACAUGUCCUUUCUUUUGAUCACAUGCUUUUCUUCUAGGAUGGUGCUAAGAGGACCCUGAGAAUUGCACACCAAGACAAACAGAGACGUAGGUAAACACUCAAUGUCUGUGCGUGCAUAGACAAUUGAGUGUUUGUGUUUUUCUGUUGGUGUGCACUUAAUGUACAAUUGUUGAAGUCCCCCAAGUAUUUUCAUUUCUUCUACUCUCAAGGUUAAUCUACCGAGUAAUAAUGCGAUGACUGAUGG
Cuscuta campestris is the source of this 1580-nucleotide messenger RNA. The record is from the annotation of a GenBank genome assembly. NCBI's taxonomy places the organism in Eukaryota, Viridiplantae, Streptophyta, Magnoliopsida, Solanales, Convolvulaceae.